AUGCUGCGGCCGCGGGGCUGCGGGGGCCGCUCCCGGGAGCUGGUGGGCGGGCGCCAGGACCUGGCCCUGCGCGGCGGCCUCUACCUCCUGCGGCAGAUGGGCCCCACCGGCUUCCUGCUCCGGGAGGAGGAGCCCGAGCGCGGGGACUUCCGAGUUUUUUUAGGAAAUCCUCAUGUUUGUAACUGUUCCACAUUUCUGAAAGGAGGGGAACUUUGUAAGCAUAUAUGCUGGGUCUUGUUGAAAAAAUUCAAGCUUCCAAGGAAUCAUGAAUCUGCUUUGCGGUUAGGUCUCGUGGAGAGAGAAAUCAGUGACUUGCUCCAAGGAAUACAUCGAGUUCAAACUCCCCAAAAAAGAACAAAUGGCGAAGCUGUGCACAUUGAGGAAGACGGGUACAUCAAACAGAAGGAAAUUGGCUCAGAUGAUAUCUGCUCUAUUUGUCAAGAGUUACUUUUAGAGAAAAAGCUUCCUGUCACAUUUUGCAGGUUUGGCUGUGGCAAUAGCAUCCAUAUAAAAUGCAUGAAGAUCCUGGCUAACUAUCAGGAUCCAAUUUCAGAUACUUCCAUGUUGAAAUGUCCUCUGUGUAGGAAAGAGUUUGCACCAUUAAAACUUGUUUUAGAAGAAUUCAAAAACUCUAGCAACCUUGUGACUGCAGCUGAAAGAGAGCGACUGGAUAAACACCUUGGAAUUCCCUGUAAUAACUGUAAACAAUUUCCAAUUGAGGGGAAAUGUUACAAGUGUACCAGAUGCAUAGAGUAUCACUUAUGCCAGGAAUGUUUUAAUGGCUGCUGCCACCUUUCUCACCCAUUUGCAUUUCGUGAGAAGAGAAAUCAAAGAUGGAGAUCACUAGAAAAAAGAUCAGAUGAAAUUGUAAAAUGUGUCAAUAUUAAAAAUGAGAUAGAAGAAAAGAUGCCACAUUUUCAAGGAAAGGAAGGCCCAGUUUACACACCAAAACAAGUGGUGAAGUCACUGCCUCUCUUACUAAUUACAAAGAAUAGUAAGAUGCUUGCUCCAGGCUAUCAGUGUCGACUCUGUUUGAAGGCAUUUCGUCUCGGUCAACAUACAAGAUUACUACCAUGUACUCACAAGUUUCAUAGGAAAUGUAUUGACAAUUGGUUAUUCUACAAGUGCAACUCAUGCCCUAUUGAUGGACAAGUUAUAUAUAACCCUUUAAUCUGGAAAGAUACAGCAGUAAAUGGACACGCACAUCAGUCCACUUCAAACGCAAGCAUCACUCAUCUGUCAAAACAGGAAGAACCAGAACUUUUUAUUCCUGGUACUGGAUUAGGCUUAAAACAAAAUAGACUUGGAAUUUUACCAAGCAUACCUCAGUGUAAUUCUGGAAAACUGGAUACACCUGAAAGUUCAGCAAAUACCUAUCAGAAUAUAACAAUAGAUGAUCAAUUCUCUAUCAAAUCAGAUGAUUCAAACUCAAGGAAAUUAAUCUAUGAAUAUAAAAUUAGCCAACAUUUUCCCAGGUAUCUUCAAGAUUUACCAACUAGAACUGUUGGAAAAAUGUCAUCUCAAACAUUUCUUCCUUCUAUUGCUCACAAGAAUAUGGUAUGUUCCACUGGAAUGGAAAGCCCAUGUAUCAGUGAAAAACACUACGCUGGUCAAAGCCAGAAGAUGGCCAGAGACUGUAAACGUAUUAACCACAAUCCAAAGAAGACUCUUGGUACUAGAAUAAAAGAAGAGAAGAAGAGAUAAAGUACUUUCCUCCCAGAAGAUUUAAAUCUUGAUGUCAGUUGGGGUACAACCAAGAUUAGUUCGCCUAAAAGAUACAAUAAUUGCAUGGGAAAAAUUAGACAAAAAUGUAGUAAUCUGUCAAGAAGGCCCGAAUCUCAUCCUUUAAAGACAAAAAGUCCUGAGCUAUCUUUAAUAUUGGAAGGAAUUCAGUUAUGA
Messenger RNA from Nyctereutes procyonoides (raccoon dog), 1899 nucleotides. RefSeq names its product zinc finger SWIM-type containing 2 (gene ZSWIM2). Gene Ontology annotation, molecular function: zinc ion binding; ubiquitin protein ligase activity. Lineage: Eukaryota; Metazoa; Chordata; Mammalia; Carnivora; Canidae. The transcript is spliced from 9 exons. The record is from RefSeq and is a predicted model, not a curated record.